AUGAUCUUUGUGUGUGCAUGUAUUUCGGACGUCAGAUCAAAUAGAUAUUCUUACGGUGUUGGUGGUGGGAACUACCAGGUCAAUAAGAUUUGCAAAAAUCAUAUUUUCAGUAGAUUUCUGAACAGAGAGCGGCAGCAACGCCCACCUAGUAGGAAGCGAAGAGCCUCUGUGGUGACAAACAACACAUCACCAUCGUCGUCUGGUCCCGAAUGUCAAGUCUGUUCAGCGCCUGCGGAUGGUCUUCACUAUGGAGCAAUUAGUUGUCGUUCCUGCAAUGCAUUUUUUCGGCGGACAGUUGUAGAAAAAGCAGAAUACCGAUGUAAACACACAAACAGUUGCGUGAUUGACCCGGAUGGGAGGUGUGCGUGCAGGUCAUGUCGUUUCACCAAGUGCCUUGAAGCGGGGAUGAAAGUUUCUGAAGGAAAAAAAGUUGCUCUUUUUGCAGCUGUCCAACCACGUCGCGACCCCACUGGCUCACAGAAGGAAAGGCGGAAACGGACGCUAAACGGGGAUUCGGUAUCUUUAGCGGGCAGUCCACCUGAACGGAGUAGUAAUAGUUUUUCAUCGGAUGUACCUACACCUUCAAGUUCAUAUAUCGUUGAUGCUAUCCGAACAGAUUAUGGAUUUUCUACUCCAAGACGAGUUUCCACAGACUACGUGAAUUCUCCUGGAGUAUACAAGAAACAUGUCAAGUUGGAGAUUGAUGAUGAGCCGAUUCCAAGUACAAGCACAAUUUACAAGUUCCAAAUGUCCCGUCAAGCUACACCAACCGAUGACGAUCAACAAGAAUUCAAUCAUCUUGUCUUCGCGUACGGAGAGCACCAACGUAUGAUGCAACUUUCCUUCUCCACCUUCGAACAGUUUUUGGACGAACUGGCCACAGGACAAAAACUCAGAAGGAUGGAUCCAGUAGAUGUCAGCAAGUUAUCAGCUGUGGAGCUCACUGGACUUUUGUACUGGAUUGAAAAACAACAGCCUUAUACAGAUCUUCCCAGUGAGGAUAAGUCAUCCCUUCUGAAGAGAUACUCUGUUAGAAAGUUGAGUUUGGACCAUUUCUACAGUGCAUCAAAGCAUCCAGAAUAUUGCGCCCGCGGAGAAUUCGUCAUGAACAACUUCACAUUCGUCCCAAAUGAUCGUACUGGAUUUGAGCUUCCUGAUGACGAUCCACACCAGAUUCAAGCCAAGAGAGAAACCUUCGCACCAACAUUCAAUCGAUUCUGGAGCAACGUCAUCCAUCCAUUCGUGUCGAUGAAGGUGAACGAUGCGGAAGUGGUCUUCUUGCACAUCAUGCUGUUAUGGAGCGUCACCAAUAAUGAACAUGUGACAGAAAAUACUAGAAUCGUGAUGAAACGACGACGUGACUGGGCGAUGAAUCGUCUUUUUGACUGGUACAGUGAUCAUAAUACUGAAGAACCAGCACUAAGGCUAGGUCAGAUGAUUCUUCUUCUCGGAGAAAUUGAGCUCAUUUGUGAUAUGCACUGUCAAGAUUUCCAAGUUGCCAAACUCUUCGAGUUCUGUGACAUGAGCAAAUUCUGGUACGAAACACUUUGCUACGCACCAUGCAACACAAAUGUCCUGAAAUUCGACCCCAAUCUUUUGGAGAAUCUCAAACUAUUCACGGCGUUUAGCGUCAUGGAAGCUAAUGGUGCCCUUCCCCCAUUCAUUAAAUCGGAAAUCAAGCAAGAUCCUGGAAUGUACAACUCCCCAGACUCUAUGAACUCUGGAAGCGUCUACAAUGAACACCAAACUAUUGAGAUACCACUUCAAAAUGGGUGCAUUCCAAGCAUUCAAGAUCUCCAAGCUCUCCGCGAGCUUCAAACCCUUCAAGAGCUUCAAAAUCUGCAAAACCUCCACGAAAUUCAAACAUUGCAACAGAACAUUCAACAAAAAAUGCCACAAAAUAUGCAACAGCAACAGAAACCAUCGGAACCAAACCCAAAUGUCGAUCCAUCAGUGUUGGUCUUCAAUGCUCACAUGCUCCCCAGUGUGAUGGGACCACUACCAGACGACAUUGAGCGACCCGCUCCACCACCGAUCAUUUUUCAGUUACCAAGUGAAGAAAUAAUGUUAUAG
Caenorhabditis briggsae is the source of this 2073-nucleotide messenger RNA. RefSeq names its product Protein CBR-NHR-71 (gene Cbr-nhr-71). The transcript is spliced from 12 exons. NCBI's taxonomy places the organism in Eukaryota, Metazoa, Nematoda, Chromadorea, Rhabditida, Rhabditidae. Gene Ontology annotation, biological process: regulation of DNA-templated transcription. Gene Ontology annotation, molecular function: DNA-binding transcription factor activity; sequence-specific DNA binding; zinc ion binding. The record is from RefSeq and is a predicted model, not a curated record. The coding region runs from base 1 to 2073 and encodes 690 amino acids.